AUGACUAGAAGAAAAGUCUGGUCAAAGCGUGAAGAGCCGUCUAUUGAAGAAACGCCAUCUAUAAAGUAUAUCUCAAAGCCUGGUCUAGGUGGAGUAUCAUCUCCUGGCGCUAUCAAUAUAAGUAUCAGAAAAGUCGGUAAUGUGAAGAGGAGAAAGGUAGCUGGUGCUACAAAAAGAAAGGCUCCUGAGGAUCGGCUCAGUCUGCCUAAGGACAUCACCGGCAGCCACUUUGUGCAGUUUGUUGUGGACACAAUGGAUAUUAUGGAUCAAUUUCCAGAAGUGAAGGGGUAUCACAUUGUGAUGGAUAAUGCUCUCAUUCAUGUCCACAGUAUCGUUAACCCUACUAUAAUUCGUCGUGGGUACACACCUGCGUACCUUUCAACUUACUCGUCUGAGCUAAACAAAAUUGAGCAGUUCUGGGAGGAUAUUAAGCACUAUUUUAAUAGAGAGAAACUUAAGGACAAUAAGACGCUUACCUAUCGAAUGAUGGAUGCUUGUGAGAGAGUACAUCUUCAAAACAUAUGA
Messenger RNA from Phycomyces blakesleeanus NRRL 1555(-), 525 nucleotides. RefSeq lists its product as hypothetical. The transcript has a single exon. The record is from RefSeq and is a predicted model, not a curated record. The coding region runs from base 1 to 525 and encodes 174 amino acids. NCBI's taxonomy places the organism in Eukaryota, Fungi, Mucoromycota, Mucoromycetes, Mucorales, Phycomycetaceae. Gene Ontology annotation, molecular function: nucleic acid binding.